Molecule: messenger RNA, 1230 nt
Organism: Alternaria alternata
Lineage: Eukaryota; Fungi; Ascomycota; Dothideomycetes; Pleosporales; Pleosporaceae
Exons: 1
Coding region: 1-1230 (409 amino acids)
Source: RefSeq, a predicted model, not a curated record
AUGUUGUCAGGAACCGCUUUUUCGCGAGAUAGAUCACCGCCAGAACCCGGAAUGGAUUACGUCGAUUACAUCAAGUCCCGCGAAAGACUUGCCGCACUGGAAGCCAACCACAUGCCAGACUUCUGGUCGAUGAAAAACGUGGACCUCCAAAAAGCGAUGAAAGUGCUGAAGUUAGUUGGAAAUGGAAACAAGGCAUUCAUGGUCGACAAGCUGGAGCAUCAUUUCAGAAAGAUGCGCUGGCAACACCAAAAACAGCUUUGGGACCAAGCCCAGAGUUUUAUACGUGAGCGACCGGAGCUCAUGCUCACCAGCAAGGUCAAAAGUGAGCCCUCCAGAAAGUGCUUCAUGGACUUGCCUCCGGAGAUCCGGGACAUGAUCUACGAACUCGCCCUCUUCGACCCUCCUUACAUAACACCAAAUAGCGUCACUGGACGGGGAGCCGGAGACGAUCAUCAUAGCGCUGGAGUUUUGAAGAUCACUGGCAAGAUCACUGGCGACGCUGGUCGAUUCUCCCCUGUUCGUUCUUGGGAUUAUACGCUGAUGCAUCUCGCCGAGCUUCGAGUUGACCGUACCAUUUCAUUAUUGCAUGUUGUUGGCGCGUUGAACAAACAAAUCCGGCAAGAGGUACAGGGGUUCUUCUGGUCCCAUACCAGGGUCCAGCUACAGUUUGGCCAGCCGGGUCCUCUUUUUUUCGGUAUCUGUAAGUUCCUCAGGAAGAUCGGUCCCCUUGGUAGGAGCUCUCUUGCUGGCUUGAACGUAGAUCGAAUAGCUACCGACGAUCAACACCAGAAUUACCGAGCCAUGAUCAAGCUGCUAGGAGAAUGUAAGAAACUGAAAAACCUGACGUUGUAUAUGCCGAUAGGUUCGAUGCUAGGCAGUGCCGACCGGAACGCAAUUAGGGGCUUCUUCCUACGAGAUCAGCCUCUUAACAGUCCCAGUGUGAAAAGUCUUGUGGACGUACUGGGUAAGACGCCAACACUGCGUUCUGUGCAGCUACACAUGAUAUUUUCCAUAAAUGGAAAGUUCCAUUGUUUUGACCACGACGAUAUGUUUGCCAAAUUCGCCUUUUCCGGAGCUCGUGAAGCGCUGCUGGUUCAGGAACUUCGCAAACGUGUCACAGAUUGUCCUCGUCAUCAAGACGCUCGUUUCGAAGUCAUCAGUACCAGGAAAAAGACCCUAGACUAUGAGGAAUGGAAGAAAUUGACUCCCCGAGAUUCAGGUAUAUGGUAA